Molecule: messenger RNA, 5176 nt
Organism: Labrus bergylta (ballan wrasse)
Lineage: Eukaryota; Metazoa; Chordata; Actinopteri; Labriformes; Labridae
Gene: setd5
Product: SET domain containing 5
Biological process (GO): regulation of DNA-templated transcription
Cellular component (GO): Set3 complex; Rpd3L-Expanded complex
Source: RefSeq, a predicted model, not a curated record
GUGGUUGUGUGUCAGUUUCGCUGGGACCCGCGGUCGAUGCCGGCGAUGAGGGGGGAUGGGCGCCUCGGCGAAUGUAAGGACCCGAGACAGAAUCAGAGCCCUGUAUCACAUACAGCAGCAUAUACCCCAUUAUAAAUAGCGACUUUAAAUAUAAAAAACACUAACAUAAAUGGAUUUAAUCACCGGGGAUCUAUAAUAGACACUCAAUGGAUGCAGUACACCCGAACAGGACAGGGAAUUUAACUUUCCGUCUAUGCGUGGGAGACGCUGAGAAGUUUGUUUUCUACCCCUGGAGAGGGAGCUACUUUUGAGGGCAAAGGAUACAGGAGACGCCGAGGUCGGACUAAAGGCCUACUUGGAUUUGAUGUUGGGAUACUAUAAGGACUUCACACUGUACAUUAACUUACCUCGCUUGUACAAGUUUGGAAUGCCGCUUUAGGUCCCCCCAUGACCGUCAGCCGUGGGCUACGGCUCCGCGGCGCCCCACCUCUAGAGUGGUCUGCUGCUGUACUUGGGACCCUGUGAUUCCUCUUCUCACCUCUCCUCCUCCCCUUCCCCCAUCCCAUCCUGUCCCUCCCCGCCCCCACCCCCUCCUUCCCCCUCUUACCCCCUCCCUCGCGUCGCUGUGCUGGACGUCAUGAGCAUAGUAAUCGCGCUGGGAGUCACCACACCUGAAACGUCUUACUCAGAUAUGGCUGCUGGAUCAGACCCUGAGUCAGUUGAAGCAAGCCCUGCCGUGAAUGAGAAAAACUACAACAACCACAGCUGUGGGAGCGCACAGAGUCAUGGGUAUCGGGGACUACCAUAUGCUGAUCACAACUAUGGCGCGCCCCCUCCCCCACCCACCGCCUCCCCGCUCUCCCAAACCAUCAUUCCCCGCAUGGAUCUCAACGGCGUGGUACGCGGCUCACGCUACCACGACACUACUGAGGACAACUCAGUCGACAGCGACAGUUCCUCAGACGAGGACGGGGCUGUGGCCAGCUGGUGUCACUGCAGCCUGACGCCGGACGGCCUGCUCAUCAAAUGUGACAACUGCAGCGGUCUGGAUAGGAGGAAAGGAGGAGAAGGCCAACACAGAAAAACAGAAAAUGUCUCAGCUGGAGAGAGCAGUGCCACUGAGAGUGGUGACGAGGAGGUAUCCCCCUCCACCAUCUCCUACACGGCCACCCAGCAUACGCCCACCAGCAUCAAACUGACUGUCAACAGGGUGAAGAGGAGCAAAUCCAAAAAGAGGAAGAAGAGCACGGAGAAGGCCCGUGGAACGCCAAAGGGCAAGAAAGUCAAGGCUUUCAGAGAGGGUUCAAGGAAGUCCAUGAGGAUGAAGAACUCGACAACCGAAGCCAGUGUUUUAGACGAGAACACGGCAGAGGGGUGGGAGACGAAGAUCCGCCAGUGGACGGACCAGUAUGAGGAGGCUCUGGCAAACCAGUACAGUGCCGAUGUCCAGACACUUCUCCAGCUUCAUCGUACUGCCAGCAACACCGUUUCAAAGACUGAGAGCGGUGCCACACCACCUCCCUCCAACACACAGAUCCACGCCUCUGUGGACACCAUGGACACCAUUAACCUCACGGAGCUGGCCUGUAAUAACACAGUGCUGGGCUCACAGAUGCAGCUCCAGUUGGGGCGGGUAACACGGGUGCAGAAACACCGGAAGAUCCUCCGAGCCGCCAAAACGCUGGAGCCAGACACGCUCAUCAUCGAGUAUCGGGGGAAAGUCAUGCUCAAGCAGCAGUUUGAAGUCAACGGGCACUUCUUCAAAAAACCCUACCCAUUUGUGCUGUUUUACUCAAAGUUUAAUGAUGUUGAGAUGUGUGUUGAUGCGAGGACGUUUGGAAACGAUGCUCGCUUCAUCAGGAGGUCGUGUACACCCAAUGCUGAGGUCCGGCAUAUGAUUGCUGAGGGCAUGAUCCAUCUAUGUAUCUAUGCUGUGAGUCAAAUUACAAAGGACGCCGAGGUCACCAUUGGAUUUGACUACGAGUUCAAUAGCUGUAAUUACAAAGUGGACUGUGCCUGCCACAAGGGCAACCAGAACUGCCCGGUGCAAAAGCACAACCUGAAGCCAAGGGAGAGCUUGCUGAGUCCGCCCUCCCUGCCGCCUCCCUCCUCUCUGGUCGGCGCUGAAACCCGACGGAGAAAAGCCCGGAGGAGAGAGCUGGAAGGCAGCACUUCUGGGGACAGCAACCAGACCCCGGACCAGAUCCAGGAGGCCAAAGACAGCAUCGGGACCAGUGAUGCAGAGGAGAGACUGCUGGACGAGGUGAAGGGGGAAGAUGGAGAGGAAGGAGAGAUAGAUGAAAACGGGGUCGCAAUCUCCAAUAAAAAAACAUGUAGCCUGGAGAGACGGCGGAGGAGAGUGGGAGGAGCAGACGCAAAGGAGGAGGGUGUGGAAACUGAGGACGGGGCAGGAAACCCCGCAGGGAACACCGCCACACCCAGCAACGCCGGAGUAGGGAUCAGCACGCGACGCGCCACCUACGUAAUGGACCCACCAUCCAAUGAAGAAAAGACUUCAUUAAACAACCUGACCGCCCCAGCUGCUCCCCCUAAACCUGCACGACCAACCAAGCCCCGGCCCAAAAGUCGCAUCUCCCGCUACCGGUCCAGCUCGUCCCAGCGUGCCCGGCGGCAGCGUCAAGCCCUCGCACAGCAGGCCGCCGCAAUGGCAGCCACACCGUCGUCGGGUGAUCAGGGUGCUGCUCUGGAUGAAGAGGGAUCUCAGGGCCCAUACGGUGCUGAACAAGAAAACAGUUUAGGUCAUCUCCUUGAUGGAGAUGGUCAGGGUCUGAACUGUAUUAAUAGAGGCAAUUUGCGCUACCCCAAGACAAAGAAGUACCUGGUGACCGAAUGGUUGAAUGACAAGAUACCUGCAGGGGACAAGAUCCACCAAGAGAUGCCCGUUGAGCGCACGCUGCGGAUAACCACCGACCCCACAGUGCUGGCCACCACCCUCAACAUGCUGCCAGGCCUCUCCCACUCAUCGCUCAUCUGCACCACACCCAGACACUACGUUCGCUUCGGCUCCCCCUUCAACCCUGAGAGAAGCCGGCCGCGCCCGCUCCAAAUGGACGGCACUUAUGGCUGCUUUAAAAAGAGAUGGUUGAAACAGCUGGAGGAUGAGAGCUGCUCAGCGAGUGUGGAGGACGGCACAGAGUCAACCUCCUCCCAGCAAAGCACCAGUAGCAGAUCCACCCCCAACCCCCUCUCCACUGAGGUUAACGCACCUUUCAAGAAGCGCCGUUCCAAGUAUAUAUCAGAGAUGACACCAGCACCGCUGGACCACCUGCUUCGCCCGCUGUCACCCAUCACACCGCCGCUCCCAGACGACUCCCUCCACCGGCUGCUCCAAACCCCCUGUGGCUCCCUGCUGCCAAACGGCCUGGUCUACUCACCCAUGCCCUCCCUGCCCGCCAGCCGCUGCAACACACCGCUGCAAUUUGAGAACAUAUCAUCCCCUGAGGCGUCUCCAGUCCAUCGACCAGAGUCCAUCUCUCCUGAGCCGUGUCUGCAGACGGACUUUGAUGUCCCUCGGCCCCAGUUCCCCGACCUGUCCCUCCCCUGCAGCCUGGAGAGUCCCGUGGCUGUGACCUUAGACGAUUUUUCCCUUCCCGGCGCCCCCUCAGGCCACGAUUCGUCUUCUCUAGGGGCCAGUUCCCUAAACCCAGUGUCCUGCCCCUCAUCGGACCUCAACCCUCAAAACAGGGAGCAGGCCUUCAGGACAGAGUUCAACCUCAUAUACACCUGCUCGCCCCUCAACGCAAACCUGGGAAACCCUGUUGCCACAGACCGCCGCCUCUCACAGUCGGAGGGAGGCUUUUCCCCGGCGGAGUCCUUCCACAGCUCUAUAAGUGGCCAGGGGCUUAUGGGAGACGUGGGCCCUGGCUCCAUGUCACCCUACGGCGAGCCUCAUUACGGGGGAGGCUACCCGGAUAGUGGCACGCCUCCUCACACCAGCAACCCGCCACAAAAGAAGAAGAGGGCCAACCAGCAUACCAUUAGUCUGCUGACAGGGAAGCCAGAUUACCAGGCUAUAGCUGUAAGAAGUGAAUACAAGCCAGUACAAAAUAUGGUGUCUUUGCUGGAGUACCGUAAGAGGAAGCAGGGCAGCGGGCGCGACCUGGAGCCAAUCGGAAACAGCUCGUCUAGGGGCGGCACCCCCACCCGGCCCAGCUCCCACUACAGCCAGGACUCCCAUCAUCCCCAUCCUCAUCCUCAUCCUCAUCCACAUACCCAUCCUCAUCAGCAGAUGCAGAUGCAGCCCCUGGCCUCCCCACAGAGCUCCUCCUUCAGCUCCGCAGCACACACACCCUCCAUCCCACAGGUAGAGGAGGUCAGCCCUCCUGACCACCAGGGCUCGUCAGGGCAGCCCAGACGCCAGGACAACAACCAGUGGAUGGUUCCCACGACUGUUGAACGUCUCAGGGAAGGUCAGGGGGUUCUGGAGCGAGUGCUACGAAGCAUCAAGAUGGAGCGUAAUUACAAGAGGGGUGACGGCUCUACAGAGAAGGAGUCUGAUGCAGAUCGAUACGACAUGCCGGCGGCGUCCAUGGCCUCUCCCAUGAAGAGUCCUCAUAGAUACAGUCCCUCUGUGUACCAGUCAUCAGAAAGCCACCGUCAGACCGACAGCCCGUCAUUCCUCCAGCAAACCUCCAACUCUCCAUUCCGGGGUUCCUGCAGUCCCUCAUCGGGCCAGAGCUUCCAUCCGCGCCUCUCCUCGUCUCACCCAGGAAUGUCCCAGGACCAUCACCCUCCUCCCUCCUACCCCAGUCACCCCACAACCUCCUCCUCCUCAGACUCCAGGCCACCAGGGGGCUCCCUUCACCAGCACAGCGGCAGCAGCAGUAGCGUGGACGGGAGCCACGGCUACAGCAACAGCCACUUAAAAGCAAGCCUUUUGAACAGCGGCGGCCUGGUGGGGUCUCCCAGCCCGGGACCCAGGGCUCAUGGGCAGACUAAACUAGACUCAGGCGCCCAGGCCUCCAGAGGGAGUCAGCCGCAGGGGUCACGUAGCCUGAAGUCCGGCAGCCCUGGACAGACAACGCUGCAGGCCGGCUCCAGGCUGCUGUCGGCCUCUGGACAGACACACUAUCCACAGAGAGGGACGAGCCUCAGCCAGUUCCAGCACUCCCCCCUCCAGGGACCCGGAGUAAGGACACAGUCAGGAAGCUUUUAG